GGGCGUUCCGGCCGGGCCGGCGUUUCCGGGGGAGGCGGCGGCGCUUCCGGCGCGGCGGGAGGAAGUGACGGCGGGUUUGUUGACAGCGGAGGCCGCACGGGGGGAGCGGGGCCGAGCAGGACGCGGAGCCCGCCCCGGGCAGCGGCACCAGCCCCCCAUGGCGCCAGCUGGCCCCAUGUCCCUGUAAAUCCAUCCCGGAACUUCAGCUGAGGAAAAGAUCUCCUGAAUCAGAAGCUUCCUCCUGCUCUUGCCCUUCCCACAACUCCCCCCAGGAUGGCAUCCGACAGCCCCGAGUCGCUGAUGACCCUGUGCACCGACUUCUGCCUUCGCAACCUGGAGGGGACCCUCUGCUACCUCCUGGACAACGAAACGCUGCGGCUGCACCCCGACAUCUUCCUGCCCAGCGAGAUCUGCGACAAACUCGUCAACGAGUACGUGGAGCUGGUGAAGACAGACAGCAUCUUCGAGCCCCAUGAAAGCUUCUUCACCCUGUUCUCAGACCCGCGGAGCACCAGGCUGGCUCGGAUCCACCUGCGGGAACAGAUCGUGCAGGACCAGGACCUGGAGGCCAUCAGGAAGCAGGACCUCGUUGAGCUCUACCUGACUAACUGUGAGAAGCUGACAGCCAAGAGCCUGCAAACCUUGGUGAGCUUCAGCCACACACUGAUCUCCCUGAGCCUCUUUGGCUGCUGCAAUAUCUUCUACGAGGAGGAGAACCCCGGGGGGUGUGAGGAUGACUGUCUGGUGAACCCCACCCGCCAGGUCUUGGUCAAGGACUUUACCUUCGAAGGCUUCAGCCGCCUGCGCUUCCUGAACCUGGGCCGCCUGAUCGAGGGGGUGAACGUGGAGACCCUGCUGCGGCCUCUGGCCUCCCUGGCAGCUCUGGAUCUCUCUGGGAUCCAGCUCAGUGACGUGGGAUUCCUCACCCAGUGGAAGGACACUCUGGUUUCCUUAGUGCUUUACAACAUGGACCUUUCAGAGGAGCACAUCCAAGUGAUCGCACAGCUUCGCAAGCUCAGGCACUUGGAUAUCUCCCGAGACCAUCUGUCCAGUUAUUACAAGUUCAAGCUGACCCGGCGGGUUCUGAACCUGUUUGUGGAGAACCUGGUGAACCUCAGCUCGCUCGACAUCUCAGGGCACACCAUGCUGGAGAACUGCACCAUCCCCAGCAUGGAGGAGAAGAUGGGCCAGACAAGCAUUGAGCCAGCAAAGAGCAGCAUUGCUCCCUUCAGGGGGCUCAAACGGCCACUCCAGUUCCUGGGCCUUUUUGAAACGUCCCUCUGCCGCCUGACACAUAUUCCAGCCUACAAGGUGAGUGGAGACAAGAACGAAGAGCAAGUCCUGAAUGCCAUCGAGGCUUACACGGAGCACCGGCCGGAGAUCACGUCCCGCGCCAUCAACCUCCUGUUCGACAUUGCCCGCAUCGAGCGCUGCAGCCAGCUGCUGAGAGCCCUACAGCUGGUGAUCACAGCCCUCAAGUGCCACAAGGAUGACAAAAACAUCCAGGUGACGGGCAGCGCGGCGCUGUUCUACCUGACCAACUCCGAGUACCGCAUGGAGCAGAGCGUGAAGCUGCGGCGCCAGGUCAUCCAGGUGGUGCUCAACGGCAUGGAGUCCUACCAGGAGGUCACAGUGCAGCGGAACUGCUGCCUGACACUGUGUAACUUCAGCAUUCCCGAGGAGCUGGAGUUCCAGUACCGGAGGGUCAACGAGCUGCUGCUCAACAUCCUCAACCAGAGCCGGCAGGACGAGUCCAUCCAGCGCAUCGCUGUGCACCUCUGCAACGCCCUGGUCUGCCAGGUGGACAACGACCACAAAGAAGCUGUGGGCAAGAUGGGGUUUGUCAUGACAAUGCUAAAGCUGAUUCAGAAGAAGUUGGCUGAUAAAACGUGUGAUCAGGUGAUGGAGUUCUCCUGGAGUGCCCUGUGGAACAUCACUGACGAGACCCCAGAUAACUGUGAGAUGUUCCUUAACUACAGCGGCAUGAAACUGUUCUUGGAGUGCUUGAAAGAAUUCCCAGAGAAACAGGAGCUGCACCGCAACAUGCUGGGCCUCCUGGGCAACGUGGCAGAGGUGAAGGAGCUCCGCCCGCAGCUCAUGACCUCGCAGUUCAUCAGUGUGUUCAGCAACCUGCUGGAGAGCAAAGCUGAUGGGAUUGAGGUGUCCUAUAACGCCUGUGGAGUGCUCUCCCAUAUCAUGUUCGAUGGGCCAGAGGCUUGGGGGAUCUGCGAGCCCCACCGAGAGGAAGUUGUGAAGAGGAUGUGGGCAGCCAUCCAGAGCUGGGAUAUCAACUCCAGGAGAAAUAUCAAUUACAGGUCAUUUGAACCAAUCCUCCGACUUCUUCCCCAAGGAAUCUCCCCAGUCAGCCAGCACUGGGCCACCUGGGCACUCUAUAACCUGGUCUCUGUCUACCCUGACAAGUACUGCCCACUGCUGAUCAAAGAAGGUGGCAUCCCCCUCCUGAAGGACAUGAUCAAAAUGGCCUCAGCACGGCAAGAGACCAAGGAAAUGGCCCGGAAAGUUAUAGAGCACUGCAGUAACUUUAAGGAGGAGAACAUGGACACUUCCAGAUAGAGGCACUCCCCCAGUGCCUCUUGCCAGCACUGUAUCCAGCUUCUCUCUAACUCACUGUACAUAGGGAGGACUCUUUCUUACCAACUCGCCCGUUGGAAGGAAACUUUAUGUGUGUGUGUGAGACCCUCAGUAGAUGAAGGUGAACAGAGGAGGGGGGAGGGACUUUUUGCACAACAAAAUGCUUUCCUUAACUUAGUGGACUUUUUUUGUUAUGAAGUUUCAGGUUGAAGUUCCGUGUGUAUGAUUUCUGUAUAAAAAAGAAAACAAAAAAACAAAGACAACAACUACAUUAUGUAUCUUUUAACCUUUUGAUUUUAGACCACACCGAGAGCCUCAAAUGACCAUGAGCUUGAAGACCUAGUUGUGUGAUCACUAGUGUGACAUGUUUAUUUCCCACUUUUUAGAGAAUUCCCUUUUUGCUGUACUGCAUGAGGUCCUGUAAUGUCUGCAAGAACACCAGUCCUGAAUCAGCACUGGCUGCUCAGUGGGGCUGCAGGCAGGGAUGAGUUAUUUUAUUUGGUCAGAAAGGAUGGGGGACACAAUACCAGAGAGACAGACCAAAAGAACUGACCUUUUAGUGAUUAUUUAUAAAAGGAGAAAAUCGAGAAGAAAGAUCUUUUAAGUUAAUUCACUCCCUUAAGGGUUUUUUAUAGAACCUCACAUUAAUGGAAGCACUGCUAACUGUAUGUGGGUCAUCCAGAAGUAAAACAUUCCCAGUUAAAUCAAGAGGUCUGUUUUGUCCUCCCCAUUGGCAGUGCACCCUCAGAAGGUCAGGGAUGACCAGUAAAACCAGUUACACAUUCUUGGCUACACAGAGCUUUUCUCUCAGAGGGAGGCACCAGGUUUGUUCACAAAGGGCUACACAUCUUCAUUCCAGACCUUCACCACCCUUUAGUUGUGUUUCUUUGGUGGGGAAGGGCUACAAAGCCAGAGUGUUUCUCUGCAUAAUAAACUCUCCCAGGCCCUGGUCCAGAGCAGUUGUACCCUGAUGCAAGUCCCAGGAAUGGCCUGGAGCUGCUCUGCCCUUCCUCAGUCUGCAUCAGCACAAGCUGUGCUCAGUGGCACAGCUAUCCCCCUUCACAGGACUCUCCCUGCAGCACAGCUGCUGGAGCUGGAGGUGCUGAGGUCCCUUCCUCAGAGGGGGGAGUCUCCCUGCACCCUUUGCAGGGCAAUCCCAUGAAAUAGCCCCUCUAGUUCCACCCUCUGCUCGGAAGCAGAAAGCCCCAAAGCACCGCUGUCUGACUCCAGCAGCACCUCCCAGUGCAGCCCCACUGCCCUCAGCAGCUCUGCUGCAGUUUGAGAUGCAGGUGAGAGGAGAGUCCCACCCAGCUGGGCUUCCCCUCUAACACUCCAGACCUGUAAGGGCUCCAGAACCCAAAGGUUCUCCCAGCCAGACACUCAAAGCACAGCGUGCAGCUCCUGCUCAGAGCCCACUGCUCACCACAGCCCUGUGACAAGUCACAAAUCUGCCCUUAGAAGGGACUUAGGGAAGAUCUUAUGCCUGGUAGCAGGAGAGGAGCCCACAGGCACGUGAGGUGGGACAUUUCAGGCCUCUGAGCACAGUAACUCGCUGCUCUCUCCCCUCGGACACGUUUGCUCUCAGAUUGACUCGCUGCUAUGAGGUUCUGCUAAUGCUCAGAGUUCAUGUUGUCCUUGUGAGCACGUUAGAGACAGAUCCUUGAUCCACAAACUGACACUUUAACUGACAGAACACAGCUGCCUGGACAGGUUUACUUUUUCUGCCAAUAUGGUGUUAUUCAAUGUCUUUUUUUUUUUUUUUUUCCUCUUUUUAACCAUAAGUCAUUUGUUUUGGUAUUGUGAGAUCUGUACUUUUUUCUUUAAAGUAUUUUUCAAACUUAUAUAUAUUUUUGUGUCACUUUCAAAUUGUUUUCGUAAGAUUUGCAAAACUUGACAAAUUAUACUUUUUUGCAGUCGUUUAAAAUGUAUUUUUCUCUCUCUUAUUCCUGUUCCCCGAGAAUUUGUGUCUCUAAAGCUUUGAGAUGGGGAAGCUUUAUUUCAAGGUAUGUUUUCUGUGUAACCUUUGCUGAUCUUCCUUCUAGAUGCAAAACUAAGAGGGGCUGCCAAUCCUGCCAGGCAGCCUGGGUGUGUUAGGGCAGUCAGGUUUUGCUCUUUAAUUCCAUUUGGUGCUGCUGUCCUGAAGCUGUUUCACUUGACAGUGCCACCCACCAGCUUUGCUUCCUUCCCAAUGCCCGUGUAGUGAAAGCUCCCCCCACUAAAAACUUGACUCACCUGACAAAAAGCACUGAGGAUUCUGACUGUGUUGGCAAGGAGGGAGUGGAGCAGAAGGGGACACGGCACAGAGGGAGAGGUAUCAGAAACCCCUGUCCCCAGAGCAACAGUGGAACUCCCAUGUCAGCUGGAGCAGAGCUCAGCCCUGCAUUGCCAUCCAAGCCAAGCAGUCAGCCUUUUCUCUGGGAUUUUGGCACAACGACAUCAAGGCUAAUGAACAACCUGUGACUUGGUUCCAUCUGCCUCAAGACCCCAAAGGUUUGGGUUUUCCAAACCAGUGCCCCCCCAAGUUCAGCUGUUACUGCUGCAUCCCAAACUAACAAGCUCCAAGCUGCACCAAAGCUUUGUUUCCUCCUGUAAACCUCUGUCCUCACUGCUCACAGCCCCUCAACAAGCUGUACCUGAACCAGCAUGAAAUGAUUGCAAAUUCCCAGCAACCAGGAGAUCAACGGAGUCAGGCCAGGCUGCCAGAAAAGCUCAGUCUGAGCUGAAAUCUGUCACUGAUCCCAGGGGAAGGGGGAACUACAACAGGGCACUUACAGCAAGCUACACAUCAGACUUUGAGUCGGGCCACAGCAAGGUAAAUUCCUGAGACAGCACGAUAAAAGAAGUAUCAUCCCUGUUAGAGUCAUGUAAGCUUUGCCUACAAGCUUCUGUGUCUUCAAGCCAAGAAUUUGUGAGCUGAGAAAUAAAAUUUCCCCUUCAGUAAGGAGCAAAAGAGAGGAAGGUAUCCUCUGAACACCUGAGCACAAUCCAGGAAUUCUGGAAUUGGAAGUGUGAAAGGAGUUUGUAGCACGGUUUCCCUACCUGAAACAACAGGAGUGACCUGAAAGCACUUUUUGGAGACAGAGUUAAUGCCAUAGAUCCAGAGCUGAGGACAGAGCAGGAGAGCUGCCUGCAGGUAUCAUAUCAGCGUUCUGCAAGGAGGGGAGGGUAAAGUGGCUGAUUUAUUUGUGAAGGUCUAAUGUAAAAGGGGAAGUCAGACCCUGAAAUGCUGGAUCAAAGGAAUGAACCAGGAGACUUUAACUCCACCCAGAACGAUAGAGCCAUUCACCAGUCCUGCUCAGAAAAGCAGAACAGGGUUGUCACCAGAACUGUCAAGUGAAAACCCAGUUCAGGAUGAGUAAACAUGGCAGAGGUGCUCCUUGUGCUCAGUAGCUGUUGGCCCACCCAGACUCUUCUUCAUGAUUUCACCUCUACAUUUCCUUCAGGAUUGCAAAGCUUGGCAAGCAGAGCACAAACACAACUCAGCAGCUCCCAGCACAGACUGUGCCAACAAAGGAUCCCUCUGCCUGGAGUUUCCUCCCUGGCUGGAGGCUGCCCUGUCCUUCAGUGGCCCCUGGCUCAGCAGGCAGUGCUGGGCAACUUCCCACAAGUGCUUCCAUUUGACAAGAUCUGUGGGAGGAAUUGCUUGUAAGGACUGGCAUCUCCUUGUGUGAUGCCUAACACCCAUCAGCACCAGACCUUCUCAUCUAGACCAAGCCAGGAGAGUUUAGCACUGAUAUUUGUGGCAAUCAGAGCACUGCAGAUAACUCAUCUGCACCAUGGCUGCUGUUUCCCUGCACCUUCCAACUGAAAUGUUUCUCUUCAGCACUAAAUCCUACCCAGCUUGUCACCUUGGCUGGGCUUCUUCUGCUGCUGUCACUGCUCUCUGCAAAGGAUGAGUGGGAAGAAAAGUCUUGGAGCUGUGAGCUGAGUCCCUCUCAUCACCUGAAGAAGGCAAUUAAUUACCAGUGGGACAGGAGCUCCAGGGGCACUGCAGUCAGGGCAGUAUCCAUAGGAAAGACAUUUCCUUAAGCCUGUUCAGGGAGGAGCCUGCCACAGCUCAGGUGUCAGAGGGCAGCUUGUGCUAGGAAAAGAGAAUUAAAAGUAGGGAAAGAGCUGGUCUCCACGACAACCAUGUGGAUGAAGCACAGAGGGCAAUAGGGAUGGAUGAAAAGGAACACGUGGGCUGGAGGAGAAGACAGCACUUAAAUAAAGGUUGAGGGAGAUUUCCUGCUGAACUGAAACACUUCUGCUUUAGCAGACUUUGUUUUGAUUUCAUAUAGUUGUCACUGAUUCUAUCCCUGUAACUCUUCUCUUGUUUUUAAAGAAGUUUUUAGGCUAACCAAAUCUGUAUCUCCUUGUUUUGCUGAAAGAAAAUCCCCUCCUUUAGAACGAGCUUUUCCUCUGUCCAUGGACCUGCCUGAUGUGGGGCCCAGUUCAAAUGUUUGUACAUGGUGAAACCCAGCAAAAAAAAAAAAAUCAAAAUGCACAACUGCUGCUUCCUUACAAUUCUGAAUGAAUUAACUUUUCUGUUGUAUCCUUUGGAUACCCGCUGUGUAUUAAACCUAGUGCUCAACA
This is a messenger RNA of Myiozetetes cayanensis, 7167 nucleotides long. It is a transcript of the gene ZER1, whose product is annotated as zyg-11 related cell cycle regulator. Bases 274 to 2574 code for a protein of 766 amino acids. NCBI's taxonomy places the organism in Eukaryota, Metazoa, Chordata, Aves, Passeriformes, Tyrannidae. Gene Ontology annotation, molecular function: protein binding. Gene Ontology annotation, cellular component: Cul2-RING ubiquitin ligase complex. The record is from RefSeq and is a predicted model, not a curated record. The transcript is spliced from 16 exons.